This is a messenger RNA of Silurus meridionalis, 1564 nucleotides long. It is a transcript of the gene tcf21, whose product is annotated as transcription factor 21. The record is from RefSeq and is a predicted model, not a curated record. Gene Ontology annotation, biological process: developmental process; regulation of transcription by RNA polymerase II. Lineage: Eukaryota; Metazoa; Chordata; Actinopteri; Siluriformes; Siluridae. Gene Ontology annotation, molecular function: DNA-binding transcription factor activity, RNA polymerase II-specific; RNA polymerase II transcription regulatory region sequence-specific DNA binding; protein dimerization activity. The transcript is spliced from 2 exons. Bases 550 to 1158 code for a protein of 202 amino acids.
AUCUCAAGCUUAUCUUCAUUGUGUUUGCUUUGUUCAUCGUUCCUAAAGGGAAGUUGUAAUGCUACAACAUUGCAAAGUGUGCAUCAUGUGCUUCCAAAAGCAUUGUAUGGGUGUGAUGGUCAGGUGCAUCUGGAUUGAGCUUUCCUAAAUGAUCUAGAAACAAAGCCUAAAGUGUAAGUAGUGCUCUCAGGUCAAUAUGCGUCUUUCUCUUGAAUUAACCACAAAGAUUGCAUAAAAGGAGUGUUUUUAAAUCACUUGGAGAUGAUGCGUUAGUCGUUUUUAUGGUGCAGUGAAGAAAGAGCUACAGCCAUAGUGUGUGUGCGUGUCCUCUCGUUCCCAGCAGAAGUUUCCUCCCCUGUGUAAUCCCGUCCCGCCCUUGAGCGCAACACAUAAAUAGCCCGUUCCGACAAUCCGGAUUGUUCCACGUUUCAUGUAAACUCUCACACCCAGAGUGUAGACCUAAAGCACGUGCGCUUUAAGGCUGCCUUGGAGCGAAAGCUCGAGAAUUGUUUCUCUUUUUUUCUUCAUCCAUUUCUCCAUCCCCUGGUCAUGUCCACCGGCUCCAUCAGCGACGCGGACGAGUUCCACGAUGCGGAACUCCUGGACGGUCUGCUGCCGUUUGGCUCGUGCGUGGACGUCGCGGCGGGGACGUCGCGCGAAAGCGCAGAGGACAGCUCGAACGGCGAGGGUUCGGCCGCGAACGAGCGCACCGGACGCGCGCCGGGAAAGAGGCGCAAGACGGCCGCGUCCUCGCGCAGAACGGCGUCCGGGAGAGGAGGAGGUGGAGGAGGUGGAGGAGGUGGUAGUGGAGAAGAAGGAGGAGGAGGCGGCGUGGCGCACGAGGGCAAACAGGUCCAGAGGAACGCGGCGAACGCGCGCGAGAGGGCGCGGAUGCGCGUGCUAAGCAAAGCGUUCUCGCGCCUUAAGACCACGCUGCCGUGGGUGCCACCCGAUACUAAGUUGUCCAAACUGGACACGCUGCGGCUCGCCUCGAGCUACAUCGCCCACUUGCGCCAGAUCCUGGCCAACGACAAGCACGAGCAUGGAUACAUCCAUCCCGUCAACCUGACGUGGCCGUUCAUGGUGGCGGGGAAACCGGAAAAUGACCUUAAAGAGAUGCUGAACUCCACCAGAUUAUGCGGCACCACCGCAUCCUGAGAGGACUGUAACCUUAAAUACACGGACAAACUUUUUUUUUUCCUUUUUUUUUAGAUAUAAAUACAGAGACCAAAAGCACAUCAUCUCUUGUUCUUGCAAAAAAAAUGGAAGAAGAAUGCACGAGAUGGGAAUUAACGGAGGGACCAUGAAUUGACGCGUCUUUCAAUGCAGAGAAUCUGUAAAUAUAUAUAUAAAUAUAUAAUGUACAGUUUUUAUUUAAAGAAACCUUUUCCUUGCUGGCUCGAGGAACAUGUGGGUUUUAUGCAAUUUUCUUUAGCGUAAUAACUCUUCAAUGCAGACGUGUAAAUAUGCAAUAUGGAGCAGCUUUACACUUUUUUUAGUGCUGCGUAAACGUGUUGAAAAAACGACAGCAUCAUAUUGUAAAUAAAAUAUUUUUGCUAUUUGA